AUGCCUCCCCAUCACGGCCAUUGCCCGCCAACCAGGCCAGCCCGUACCUCCCGGGACAGCAUUCAGGAUGUGCUGGCCUUGGAAUCGCAAGUCGCCGCUGUGCGUAAUUUUGAUGAGCAGGGCAGCGGUCUUUCGAUCAUUGCCGAAGCCCAGCUCAUGACCACCAUCCUGGCCCAACGGUAUCUGACAACUUACACCAAGGCUGAAGUUGAGGCUUCGUUUGAGGACCAGGUCCACUUGCAGGGCGUGGACCGCGAUGAGGCCCUCAUGGAGCCAUACCGCAUGGUUCGCCGUCGCCUAUCAAGCCCCAGCAACCUGGGCGAUGGCCAACCCCUAGACUCCCUAGCCAAGCGUCUGGCUCGCUUGAGUGUGGCCUUGGAGCCCGAGGCCACUUGUGACCGUGCCAGUUCUGCCGAUCAAACAGUUCAGCGCGGCCAAGAAGUCCGUGUCCGUCGCCAGGACGGCUUGGCUGCCAACCUUGACUACAUACCCCGUCUCAACCUCGACGAGUACCGUCUUUGCAACCCCGGCGACGUGGACCUCAACGCAUGGAGCCGCUGA
Molecule: messenger RNA, 561 nt
Organism: Monosiga brevicollis MX1
Lineage: Eukaryota; Choanoflagellata; Craspedida; Salpingoecidae
Exons: 3
Coding region: 1-561 (186 amino acids)
Source: RefSeq, a predicted model, not a curated record